AAACUCGACUCAAAAAGUUCUAAAAAAAUCGAUUCCGAAUCAUCCACGUGAACACACCACAUGCCUUGAGCUCCAAAACUUCACUAUCCAAAGACUUGGGACCUCAUCUCUCUCUCUCUUUCUUGUCACCUCUUCCAAUUCUCCAAUCUAGAAGAUUUUUGCUUCAAUGGAAACUCAAAACAAAUUAGCUGAAGCAAAAAUUCCUCAAGAAUUUCUUCAAUUUUCAUGUCUACCAGAUGAAAUCAUCAUUGAAAUACUCUUGAGGUUACCAGUAAAAUCUAUCUUGAAAUUCAGGUGUGUCUCAAAAUCUUGGCUUUCUUUAAUCUCAACUCCAUAUUUCAUCAAUGCCCAGAUCAAAUUUUGUGUUAAAAAAUCCAAAAAUGUGAAUCUAAGACUUGUUAUUGUAGCUUCAGUAGCUGGUUUAAUGGGUAAAAUGUGCUCUGUUUACUCUCUUGAUUGUGAAAAUUCCUCUGUAAAUGUUGAUAAAAUUGAUUACCCAUUAAAAACCCCUUUUGGAUCUGCAAAAUUUUUGGGUUCUUGUAAUGGGUUGAUUUGUUUAACCCCAAUGUCAUUUAAACUUAUGAUAUGGAACCCUGUUACUGGAAAACACAAGGAAUUUGAAGAUUCAUUUGUUCAAUGUGCUGUAAAUUGUUAUAUUAGAUAUGGGUUUGGUUAUGAUUAUGUUAAUGAUGAUUAUAAGGUGGUUAAGAUCUUUAGUUUUCCGCGAAAUGAGGGGAGAUAUGAGAAUAAGGUGAAGAUUUAUAGCUUAAAGUAUGAUUCUUGGAAAAUGGGUGAGAUGUUUGAUAGUGGUUACGUUAAUGCACAAUCCGGGAUGUGGUUGAAUGGAUAUCUUCAUUGGGGGGUAAGCCAUUGUCGCGACUCUGGUGAUGGUGAUGGUGGUGGUGGUUCUUCGGAGAUAAUGACAUUGGAUUUGUCUACGGAGACGUAUGGGGUAAUGGCAUUGCCUAAUUGUGGAAAUGGGAAUACUAGUUGGUCGUUGAGUGUUCUAAAUGGAUGUUUAGUUGCUUGUUGCAACUAUCAUUCGGUUAGGACGGAUAUGUGGGUGAUGAAGGAGUAUGGUGUGGAGUCGUCGUGGACUAAGUUGGUGUCUAAUAUCACGGCUCCCUCUGGUCGUUUAGGUUAUGUCUCGCCUUUGUCUGUGUCGGAGAAUGGUGGUGAGGUUUUAGUGAGGCUUGGUACUAAUAUAAGUUUGUACAACGCGAGGAAUGCUUCACAUGAAUCCUUGGACAUUCAUUCAUUGGGUUAUUGUCUUAAAGUACAAGCGAUUACUUACAUUGAGAGUCUAGCUUCGCCUAAUGUUGGUGAUACGUAAUUAGCUCGGGAGGUUAUGACUUUGAAUUUGGUUAGUAAGACGUAUAAUGGGAUAGUGGCGUUGCUUAGUUAUGGAAAUGGAAACUUCCGUUGGAUAAUAGUUGUAGGUUGCAACUAUUAUUGGGAUAGGAAGAUGAUGAAGGAGUACGAGUGUGAAGAAUAGUCUCUCUUCUCCGGUCUCCCUUUGCUCGUAUGGGUUAUGUAUCGCCUUUGUUUGUGUCAAGAGAACGAUGAUGAAGGUUUAGUACAGAUAUAAGUUUGCAUAACACGAGCAACGUUUCAUACAGAUCCUCGGAUAUUCAUGCAAGUAGUUACUAACAUCGAGAGCCUAGCUAGCUACGCCUCGUGUUGGUGAUAAGUAUUUUAGCUUACAUCAAAGAAAUUACUCUGCUUGUGUUGUUCUUUCUGGAGAUUUACUAAUGUUGUUGUAUUUUCGCGCUUUGUCUUGUUAAAAGAUCCCCAUAUGUAUUGUUAAUAAUGUAAAGUUCUUGUUGUUAAAACUACUUGUCUUAAUCUUCUUUGAAAA
Solanum pennellii is the source of this 1858-nucleotide messenger RNA. Its product is annotated as F-box/kelch-repeat protein At3g23880. Lineage: Eukaryota; Viridiplantae; Streptophyta; Magnoliopsida; Solanales; Solanaceae. The transcript has a single exon. The coding region runs from base 167 to 1333 and encodes 388 amino acids. The record is from RefSeq and is a predicted model, not a curated record. Gene Ontology annotation, molecular function: protein binding.